Messenger RNA from Lethenteron reissneri (Far Eastern brook lamprey), 4145 nucleotides. RefSeq names its product neuronal migration protein doublecortin-like. Gene Ontology annotation, biological process: retina development in camera-type eye; axoneme assembly; intracellular signal transduction. Lineage: Eukaryota; Metazoa; Chordata; Hyperoartia; Petromyzontiformes; Petromyzontidae. The record is from RefSeq and is a predicted model, not a curated record. Gene Ontology annotation, cellular component: axoneme.
CGAUCGCCUCCCCCCCCACCUCCCCUCCCCUAUCGCAAACUCCCCAUCCUCGGCGCGCCUGCGCGCACAUUCUCACUCCGAGCCACUGCGAAGAGCGGCGCGCGGGGAGAGCUCCCAGCCACGCAGAGAGCAGCAGCCCACGCGCCCCUCGAGGUGUCUGCGAACGAGGAGCGAGAAGAUUGCCCCCUGCCAAGGAAAUCCGAACGCAUCGGCCGAUAACGUCAACUGCGCUGCACAAGGCAACACUUUUGAAACCACCACCUUCGCGACCACCACCGCCGCUCCGUAUCAAGCAGCAGCACCUGCUCGGGACCGUUUGGCAGACAACGAGCCAAGCGGCGUCGCAGCUUCAGCACACAACAGCGCCGACCACCAGCGUCAUCGUCGUCAACAGCAGCAACAGCAGCAGCAAGAAGAAGAAGUAUAAUUAGAGGACACCCACCACCUGAGCGCCGACAUGUCUUUCAACGGGGACUUUUCCGAGUUGGAGCACUUUGACGAGCGGGACCGCGGCCUGCGCUUCAGCCGCGGCUCCCGCGGUGCCAACGGCCUUCCCAGCCCCUCGCACAGCGCGCACUGCAGCCUGUACCGCACCCGGACCCUGCAGGCGCUCAGCUCGGAGAAGAAGGCCAAGAAGGUGCGCUUCUACCGCAACGGGGACAAGUACUACAAGGGCAUCGUGUACGCCAUCUCGCCGGACAGGUUCCGCUCGUUCGAGGCGCUGCUCGCCGACUUGACCCGCACGUUGUCCGACAACGUGAACCUGCCGCAGGGAGUGCGCGCCGUCUUCACCAUCGACGGGCAGCACAAGAUCACCAGCCUCGACGAGCUGCUCGAGGGCGAGAGCUACGUGUGCGCCACCAACGAGGCGUUCCGCCGGCUCGACUACACCAAGAACGUCAAUCCCAAUUGGUCGGUCAACGUCAAGGCGGUCGUGGGCAUCGGCUCGAGCAGCUCCAUCGGCUCGGGCCUCUCGUCCCUCUCGGGCGGCAUUGGAGGCAUCGGCGGCAUCGGCGGCACGGGGGGAGGAGGCGGCGUCGGCGGCGUCGGCGCCGCCUCCUCCGCCGGGCUGGGCGCCGGCGUGGCCACGGCGGCCCUGCUGGCGCCAAUCGGGCGGGCGCCCUCCUCGCUGGCGAGCGGGGCGCACACGCCGGAGACGCGCGAGGCUAAGGAGUUCAUCCGACCCAAGCUGGUGACGGUGAUCCGCGCCGGCGUGCGGCCCCGCAAGGCGGUGCGCGUGCUGCUCAACAAGAAGACGGCGCACUCGUUCGAGCAGGUGCUCGCCGACAUCACCGACGCCGUCAAGCUGGACACGGGCGCCGUCAAGCGCCUCUACACGCUGGACGGCAAGCAGAUCGCCUGCCUGCAGGACUUCUUCGGAGAUGACGACGUUUUCAUUGCCUGCGGGCCGGAGAAAUUCCGCUACGCUCAAGAUGACUUCAUCCUGGAUAGAGAAGCAGACUGCCGCGGCCUCAAAUCGACCGCCGGGAAGGGGGGACCACCGUCUGUGCCUCGCCGCAGCGGAGCCAAGAGCCCGUCCAUCCGGAGCAAGUCGCCUGGCGGAUCAGUGAACGGCGGCAGCGGCAGCCAGCUGUCGACGCCGCGCUCGGCCCCGUCUCCCAGCUCCCCCUCCAGCCCGUCCAGCCUCCGGCGCAACAAGGAUCUGUACCUGCCCCUGGCUCUGGAUGAGAAGUGAGGCAGAGUUGGAACCACAAAACAAGAGCAGGGGCAGGAGAAGGAGGAGAGGGGCGAUGGUUCAGACGGUGACGUUCAUUUGGACUUUUGUGGCCGUUCAAUUUGCUGGCCAUAAACCACCGUGACCCGGGCCUGCUCAUCUCAUUUCUCAUCGCAUCAUCCGUCCGUCCAUUCCGUUACCCGUCGUGUACUUCGCCGUUAAAAAAAAAAAAACAUUCAUCAUAAUGAGAAUAAUAAUAGUCUGCACAUUCGCAUAUAACAUAGAUGUAAUUCCGGUCGACGUUUAUUUGGCUAGGAGCUGAAAAACGCAAGUCGUGCUUUCGUCAGCCUUUUCGGAUAUGAAACAACCACGAGACGGCUGUAAUGUCAGUGAUCUAAGUACAGAGUGAAAAGGAUGUGCAUUGUGUAUCGAUCGAUGAUUUUUUUUUGCUUUUUUAACGUAGAUUUUAUGAUUUUGCGACAUUUUUUAAAAUGGGCACUCGCUUGAUUUUAUUUCUCCUUGCAUAACUACAACUAUAUAUAUAGUUACACGUAACUGUAUGUAUGAACUGAUGUUUGGCUUGCGAUGAUUCACCUGAUUCCACUGCCAUCACCAAAGCAUUGUAAAGAUGUGCAGAAGCAAGGUGUUGAACAGGGUGUCAGGGGUCAGCCAUAAGAAUUAAACUUGCUUUAAGUGUUGUGCUCACUCUCUCUGAAACUCACGUAACCCACCCGCCCCAGUCUCUCUGUCUCCCACACCUCCGUACACACGCACCACCUCUCCUAAUAAGCGCCCGUGUCUUUCAUGCCCAAGUUUGCUUUCCAACCGCAGUUGACGAAAACCCACUGCCGCUGAGUUGCCCAAGCCACAUGGCGCUCUGCGCGUGUGACCUUGGGAAAACGCUGUUCGUUUGUGGAUGAGCCCCUUAAAGUAUUUCCCUUGAAAGAUCAAAUGCUACUUAAGUGCUGCCCAUGUCACACCGGUGCACUCUGGGAUUUUUUAAUUUUAGAUGAGAGCGGCCCUAAAGUUGUGUACGAGAUUACGGCGGAUCGACGUCUCUUCUCGAAAUCUUUCCAGAAACAACGCAACUCUGGGCUCCUUCACGCGUCAUGCGUUGGGAUAUUACGGUUUCCGACGAGGUGAAAUUUAAUCAUGAACGUGUCGAUUUUAUAACGGUACACUUGCGUGGUGAGCUUAAAACUAACAUCCUUUUAUGCUUUAAAUUUUCUAACGUUGAACAUUUUUCUAUUGUUUCUACUUUAUUUAAUGUCGUCCUUUGUACUUUUUUUUCUAAGGUGGGGGAAAUAGAGAUUAUUUUGUAUAAAUAUUAGCACCUUGACCAUAGAGUGGAUGAUCGUCUCGAGUCAACGUCACAACUAUGACUCUGCACAUUUCUAGGCUGACAUUGCUAAUAAACGCUACUUUAACCACGGCAAUCGGAGUAGUUGUAAUAAAAACAGAACCACUUGGAAUGGGACUUAGAACGCCCGAGCUAGAUCAUGUCACAGUUUUAACAGCUGCACGUUGUAAUCCACUCGAAAGUUUCGUGCGGUGAUUUUUAACGAACGUGGGCGCUGGGAAAUUUAGAAAAAAAAUAUUGUACAGUCUGUUCUCCUGUAACGCGGUAGAUGCGUUCCUGAAGAACAACGCGUUACGGGGAAAAAAUAAAAUCGCGUUAUAAUAAAUAAUAUAUAAUAUAGGGUAAAGCACAGUCCGCGAUAACACGGUGAGAUGCGUAACGCAGGCUGAACAAAGACCGAGGUGCGUGGGUAGCAUCUAGAAGCAUCCAGCAGUAUCCCGAUGCCUUGUGCGACGCUACGCCGAGGCAGCCGUACUACCGCUUGCUCCGACUCGCGCGACGUAGUUCCGUUCACUCGAUCGCGCUAUAUCCAAUUGGCGCUGUGAAAACGCUCGUGAAUGGGAGAACAGACUGAAUAGCGUUCGGGUGAAUGGUGCACUCGCUCACCCUCCCCAAGCACAGUUAUAUCAGGAGCGACCGCCGGGCAACAGAGAGCCCAGAGACGAUUUCUCUUCUUUUUUUCUUCAGUGCAUUGGACAAAACCUCCCCUCCUCAUUUCUCAGAAUUGUAAAAGUGUCUCUACCCCCCUUCAAAGUCCUCCCACUUCCCCCCUUGCCCUCUCUUUUGUUUUUCCUUCGAUUUAGUUUCUCUCUCUCUCUCCCUACAAUGUUGGCUGGUGUUAUUGCUCCUGCAGCCAGACGUGGGAUUUGACUAUUUUUUUGGUCAGGCUCUGCUUGGAAUGUGCAUGUGUGUGCAGGACGUGUUACUCUUGUGCAGUGUUUUUAUUUCUUUUAAAUGAAAAACUUGGUGGGGGGGGACGUUUUUUUAUUUUAUGAUUUCCUUUGCCGUUUUUCAUAUGGGUAAUUGUUUGUUUUUUCCCGCUUCCAGUAUCUCGCUGUUAGUGUUAGGAAUAUUUAACAUGAUGGUAAAUAAAGAAAGCCUUUCGUUGUA